UGUCUCUGUACUAGCCAAAGCGAGUGUGCUUUGCGGCCAAGCUAGCCGAUUGGGAAAUGGCGGCACCCUUGACCGAAAUUUGCCAUUAGGUCCUUAGACAUGGACGGAAAAGAACCAUUGGAGCCAGCAGCCCUGCUGCCAAGGAUUGUCUCCGUAACCACUGCUGCAAGCGGCACUGAAACUUCGGGAAGCAUAGCCAUCAUGGAUAGCGAAAAAGGAAUCUGCGAAGGCACUACAGAAGCUACACUGAAAAAUCCCGGAACGAGUGCCGACUGCUGCUACGAGUGUGGUGUGUGCAGGCAGCGCUUUUCGACCAAGAAGUCUGUAACAAAUCAUCUGGUCGUGCACAAGGGUGACAAGCCGUACGCCUGUGACGUCUGUGGGCUGAAGUUUUUUCAGAAGUUCCCUCUCCUUAAGCACCGGCGCAUCCACACGGGUGCGAUGCCGUAUGCGUGCAAGCUGUGCCCGUCCAAAUUCUGCAGAAAGGAGUCUUUGGACAGACACCAGCAACUACACGUGAGGGGAGCGGACAUGUGCCACUGCCUCGAGUGUGGCAAAUCCUUCACGCGGACGAAGACGCUGCAGAGGCACUUGAGGUGGCACAAGGUGGAGAAGCCGUACCCGUGCCACCUGUGCCCGGCCAGAUUCACAAAGAAACCUAAUCUGGACAGUCACGUGCUAAUACACAUGGGUGAAAAGCCACACAAGUGUCCUGUGUGCGACAAAGGCUAUGCCUGGCGUCAAAGCCUCGGAUUGCACAUGCGCCGGUUGCACAAUGGAGUUGAGACCACCACAGUGGCAAGUGCAGACAGCGGGGUGGACAUGACGACGCCAGGUGGCUCUCCGACGACGCUGCCUCCUGGCCAUUUAGGCGUCGAAAAAAAAGAACCAUCUGAGCACGCAGCCCUGCAGCCAAGGAUCAUCGUGGUAACCCCACGGAAACGCAGAACUGAAACUUCAAACAACACAGCUCCAGGAAUAUCUCAUGUCGGAUCCCCAGUGAAGGAACCUGGCAGGAGUCACGAGUGUAGCACAUGCGGGCGGGACUUUACGAGCAGGCAAUCUCUGAAGCAUCACCUGGUCUUGCACACCGGCGAGAAGAAGUACACCUGUCCCAUUUGUGGCCUGAAGUUUGCGCUGAAGAUCGGUGUCACCAGGCACCUGCGUGUCCACACGAGUGAGAUGCAGUAUGCGUGCCCAUUGUGCCCGUCCAAAUUCUGCAGGAGGACAUCGCUGGAGAGGCACAAGCAGCUGCACGCAACUGGAGUGAACCUGUGCCACUGCCCCGAGUGCGGCAAGGCCUUCAGGCAGACGAAGGCCCUGCAGCAGCACCUGAACUGGCACAAGGUUGUUAAUCGGCAAAAUGUUGAGACGCCAUACAAGUGCCACCUGUGCCCGGCCGCCUUUGUAGGGAACUGUGCUCUGGCCAGGCAUGCCCUGGUGCACACAAGUGAAAGGCCGCAUAUCUGUCCCGUGUGCCAGAAACACUUUGCCUCGAAGAGUGACCUCACAGUGCACAUACUCCAGAUACACGGUGAAGUUGAGACCGCCGUGGCAAAUGCCGACAGCAGGAGGGAGAUUGCGAUGCCAAGUAGUCCUCCGACCACGACGCCUCCUGCAAUGAGUACUGACAUCAAGGCAGAACCAAGUAGCCUUAAGACCAUGCCUCCUAUUGUGACAAGUAUUGACAUCAAGUCAGAACCAAGAAGCCCUAUGACCAUGUUGCCUCCUAUCGUGACAUGCGUUGACAUCAAAGCAGAACCGAGUAGCCCUACGAGCUCACUGCCUCCUGAUAACACUGACAUGAAUGAAGAAAAUGAAGAAGCAUCAUCUGAGCCAGCCACCCUGCAGCAGUGCGCUAUCUCCGUAACCCCAGAGAUAAGCAGCGCUAAGAUUUCGAGAGACGUAAUCAUCACAGAUGGCAACACAGGAAUCCCUGGUGGUACCAUCGUGGCUUCAGUGACGCAAGGCAGCUGGAGCACCGGCAUCAACGAAUCCCUUGAGUGCAAUGUAUGCGGCCAUCGUUUCGAGCUUGUGGGUGACAAGGUCCAUGCGUGCCCUGUUUGCAAGCAGACAUUUGCCCAGGAACACUCAUUCACCACCCAACAGCUCACGCACUCUGUCGAGAAACUGUUCCCCUGUUCUACGUGUGGGCAGCUGUUCAUGCAGAGUCACCUUUCUAUGCACGAGCACUCCCACCAACACAAGAAGUCUUUCCAGUGCUGCCACUGCUCAGCUAUAUUAGCGAGCAAGAAGUCACUCAGGAUUCACAUACGAACGCACACUGGCGAAAGACCGUACAAGUGUGACAUUUGUAGCAAGCAGUUCAAAGAAAGCAGGGCACUAGUUAAACACCACCGCACUCACGUGGAUGAGAAGAAGUACAGAUGUGAGGAGUGCCCAUCCAUGUUUCACCACAAGAAGUCACUGGACAACCACAAGGAGCUGCACGCAAGUGGAGUAGACCUCUACCACUGCCACGAGUGUGGCAAGACAUUUAUUCGAGAGAGGAACCUGAAGCUGCAUUUACGGUGGCACACAACUGAGAAGCCCUAUGCGUGCCACCUGUGUCCGGCUAAGUUCACAUUGAAGUCCCAUGUGGAGAAUCACAUGCUUAUACACACAGGCGAAAAACCAUACAAGUGCCCUGUGUGUGAAAAGCCGUUCGCCCGGUCCGACGCAUGUGCAAAGCACAUGUGUCGUAUGCACAAUGAGGCAAAGCUUGAUGUGACAGGCAUUAACUACAGAGCGGCACUUUCACCUCCAAACAGCAAUUCCAGCACACCAUGUAUUGAAAGAGCUGACAGAGGCUUCACGAUGAUGGACAAUUUGAUUACAAGCGAUGUAAGCAGCAAUUCCGGCACACCACAUGUUCACAGAACUGACGGUGACUUCGCAAUGAUGGAUGAUUUGAUUACGGGCAACGUAAGCAGCAAUUCCAGCUCACCACUUGUUGAAAGAACUGAUGGGGACUUAACGAUGAUGGACAGUUUGAUUACAGGCAAUGUAAGCAGCGAUUUCAGCACACCACUUGUUGACAGAACUGACACAGACAUCAUGAUGGCAGAUGAUUCAAUUACGGAUGAUGGCCUCGGCACCCGUGGUGGCGCUGCUGGUCGCAGUUCGAUUCCCAUCUGGAAAGUGCGCGGUUGUGUACCCCUCCACAGAUACGAUUUCUGCGCGCUAUGCCGUGUUUUCCCGUUUUCUUCGUGUGGCCUUGUAUCCAUUCUAGCGAGACCAAUUAAUCGGCAUGCAGCAUUGCAUACCGAGCUUUCGACGUUAGAAAUGGCGAAGAGAGCCGCACAGACUCACUGCUUCGUCCCCGGCUGUACGUCUGGAUAUGUGUCAUCGAAGAAUUGCGGCCGACGCGUGUCUUUGUUUUCCGUGCCGAAGGAGCCAGAACGCUUUAAAGCCUGGCAGUGUGCAGUUCCAUGUGCCGGUCAAGUUCUCAACGCAAGGUCAAGACUCUGCGAGCUGCAUUUUGAUGAACAAUUCAUUGUGCGAUACUUUACACAUAUGAUCAACGGUGAAACUGUGUUGAUUCCUCGUGACCGGCCUGUGCUAACGAGCGAUGCAGUUCCGACAGUUUUCCCCGACCUCCUUCAGUAUUUAUCCAAGAAGGCACAUUGGAAAAGGAAGUCUAGAACGUCAAUUCGUGGCUCGCCUGUGAAGUCUCUGAAGUGGGAGGAAAGUGAUGCCCCAUCCACUGAAGAGGUUGACGAUACCUUAGAAGAAAGAAGCAUGUCGCCAGGAGCUUCCGAUUCGGACUCCUCCGUGCAACCUGAUGGCCCUCUAGGCAUGGAUAGCGAAGAUGCAUGCAAGCCAGCAGCCCUGCAUCCAAAGACAAUCUCUGUAACCCCGCAAAGGUGCAGCACUGGAUCUUCAAGAGAUGCAGCCAUCUUAAGUAGUGACACAGGAUUCUCCAGUGGCACUUCAGGAGCGCUAGUGAAAAAGUCUGGCAGGAAUAUCAUCAGGCGUCACGAGUGUACUGUGUGUAAGCAGCGCUAUACAAGAAAGCGCUAUUUGAAAGAACACCGGGUCUUGCACACGGGCGAGAAGCCGUACACCUGCCCCACCUGUGGCCGGAAGUUUGCCCUACGAACCGGUUUCCUCAACCACAGGCGCAUCCACACAAAUAAGGGCCCUCUAAACAUGGACGGUAAAGAUGCAUGUGAGCCAACAGUUCUGCGUCCAAGGAUCACCUCUGUAACCUCACAACGGUGCAGCACUGAAACUUCGAAAGACGUGGGCAUCAUGGAUAGCAACACAGGAAUCUCUGGUGGCACUUCAGGAGCUCCAGUGAAGAAACCUCGCAGGAAUCCUGGCAGGUGUCACGAGUGUAAUGUGUGUGGGCAGCGCUUUACAAGGAAUCAGUAUUUGAAAGAUCACCAAGUCUUGCACACGGGCGAGAAGCCGUACGCCUGCUCCAUCUGUGGCCGAAAGUUCGCCCAGCGGAACGGUCUCCUUAACCACCAGCGUAUCCACACGGCUGAGAUGCGGUAUUCGUGCGAGCUGUGCCCGUCCAAAUUCUGCAAGAAGGCGUCCUUCGACAGGCACAAGCAGCUACAUGCGAGUGGUGUGCAGUUGUACCACUGCCACGAGUGCAGCAAGGUGUUCGAGUCCAGGACGAAACUGUCGCAGCAUGAGAGGUGGCAUAAGAGCGAGAAACCAUACCCGUGCCAGCUGUGCCCAGCCGCCUUUGUAUAUAGCAAAGAUCUAGACAGGCAUGCACUGGUGCACACAGGUGAAAGGCCGUAUGGGUGUACUGUGUGCCAAAAACGGUUUUCCUGGAAGAAUAACCUUGCCUUGCACAUGCGCCGGAUGCACAGCGGAGUCAAGGCCAGUGUAGCAGGUGUUAGUGCCAAAACAUUGCCGGGUAGACCACCGACUACGCUACCUCCUACAAACAUGGGCCACGUCUUAGAGCCAGAAUGCGUUCUGCAGUGCUAUGAGGAUGAGCACUACGGCAAUGGUGCUGCCAAGAUCGAAGAGGACAAUGAAAGGGUCAUGAUAAGUGUUGACAUCAAAGAAGAACCGAGUAGCCCUACGACUACACCACCUCCUGUAAGUGAAAUGCUGUUUGGAAUCAAAGAAGAACCGAGUAGCCCUACGACUGCACCACCUCCUACGGCAAUCCUGCUGCCAAGGAUCGUCUUUGUAACCUCGUUGGCAGACAGCACCGAAACUUCAGGAGACGCAGCCAUUGAGGACAAUGACACAGGAAUCCCUGACAGUACCAUCACAACCUCAGUGAAGCAGUGUGCCGAGGCCGGGAACACGGCUGAGAAGCUACACCCGUGCCCCGUGUGUGACCGGAGGUUUGCCCUCAAGUCCCAGGUGGCAAAACACCAGGCAGUGCACUCCGGCGAGAAGAGGCACACGUGCGCCACUUGCGGGGAGCGGUUCGCGUGGCGGCAGAGUCUCGUCCAACAUGAGCGUACCCACAUGGGAGAGCAGCCGUUCCAGUGCAGCUACUGCUCGGUGACGUUUGCGUGCAGUGAUAGGCUUAAAAAUCACAUUCUGACGCACACCAGUGAGAGAACGCACGAGUGUGAUGUGUGCGGGAAGCGGUUCAAACUCAAGAGGACGCUCGCCGGCCAUCGCCGCAUCCACACAAGUGGGAUGGACUACACUUGCGAGCAGUGCCAAGCCACAUUUGCGCGGAGUGAUACGCUUAGAGACCACAUCUUGACGCACACCGGCGAGAGAGCGCACGAGUGUGAUGUGUGCGGGAAGCGGUUCAAACUCAAGAACACGCUCGCUGGCCAUCGUCGCACUCACUCAACUGAGAUGCCCUACACUUGUGAGCAGUGCCCGGCCGCAUUCCGCCGCAAUGCGACUCUGAAAAAACAUGUGCGGCUUCAUGAAUGUGGAGCGGAGGCAUACCACUGCCCCAUCUGCACGAGGGCAUUUUCUCACGCCCCCAAACUUAAAUUGCACAUGCGUCUUAUGCACAAUGGGGGGAGGGUUGGGGUAACGGGCAAUGAUUGCAAGGCGACGCUUUCACUACCAAGUGGCCAUUCCAACACGUCGCCAACGGUCAACAUAAAAACUGAAGACUGUGGAGAUAUCUCAGAUUUUGACGAAUUGAUUACGGGCGAUGUGUACUAGUGAUUAGUUGAUGUUGUUAGUGUCCAUUCCAGCACUCGGCUCAGCCUCCUGCCAAUGUAAAAGCCGAUGGCUGGGGAGAUCUCUUGAACAUGGACGAUUUGAUUAUGGA
Molecule: messenger RNA, 6220 nt
Organism: Dermacentor andersoni
Lineage: Eukaryota; Metazoa; Arthropoda; Arachnida; Ixodida; Ixodidae
Source: RefSeq, a predicted model, not a curated record